Molecule: messenger RNA, 4821 nt
Organism: Sorex araneus (European shrew)
Lineage: Eukaryota; Metazoa; Chordata; Mammalia; Eulipotyphla; Soricidae
Product: KIAA1755 ortholog
Exons: 14
Coding region: 134-3580 (1148 amino acids)
Source: RefSeq, a predicted model, not a curated record
CCGGGCCAGCGCGCCCAGGCGCGAGCCAGGCGGGACUGCGCCCUGAGACCCGCACGGACCGACCUACAGACUCCAGACGGAGCCUGGACCCCCGCCCCCGGCGCCCUGGACAGGAGCCAGGCCCUGCAUCACCAUGGACUCCCUGUCCCUGGACGCAGCCAUCCAGCACGCCCUGGCAGGCCUCUACCCGCCCUUCGAGGCCACGGCCGCCACCGUCCUGGGCCAGGUGUUCCGGCUCCUGGACUCAGACUUCAGGGGCGACGGGCUGAGUCUGCUGCUGGACUUCCUGAUCCCCGCCAAGCGCCUGUGUGAGCGGGUGCGGGAGGCAGCCUGUGCCCCCUACGCCCACCGCGUCUUCCUGCACGAGGGCUGGCCUCUGUGUCUGCACGGCGCCGUGGUGGUGCACCUGGCCCCCCUCAGCCCCCUCCUGCUGCGCGAGGGCGACUUCUUCCUCCAGGCCGAGCCCCGGGAGGAGCAGUCCGUCUGCCUCGCCGUCAAGUGCCUCUCAGCCGACCUCCGCACGGUGGACACCAGGCCCGUUCCCGAGUGCUCCUACUCGGAGCUGUUCACGCAGGCGUGGCUGGGGGCCCUCAACAGCGCCUCUGAGGGUCGCCGGCUCCGCAGCUGCCUGGUGGCGUCUGCACACGGGGUCGCCCGGAUGCCCUGGACCAAGAUUACCAGCCCAGAGUUCGUGGACCACAGCCCCCCCGUGGAGAAUGUCCCCUCCUCCCCGGCCUGGGCUUCCCUUCAACUCGAGGCGCUGGACCUGAGCAACCCCCGAGAGCUGCUCGAGGCCCGGACCCCCAACCGCCAGGGCCUUCAGACCCCGGGCAACAGCGGGACGUGGGGGAUCAAGUACCCCCGACUCAUCAAGGUGGAGCAAAGCCGGCCUGGGCAGGGGGCCCUGACGGUGGACUGUGCGGCCAGCCAGGACUUAGAGGGUGACUACGUGGGCCUUCUGGAACUUUCCCCAGGGAGCAGCCGGGCGUCCCCCCAGAGGGAGGUGGGAACCUCCAGUGGGCACCCCCAGGCUGCCCCGGGAGAGCUGAGGGGAACGGAGGGGGUCUCUCUCCCUCGGAGGGUGCUUCCGCCCGCGGGGGCUGGCGGGGCCCCUCCGCUGGACAAGUGCGUCAGUGGCCAGCCAGGCAGUUUGGAGCAGAAGCCCCCUGCUUGGGGCUUGCCAGGAAAGCUGGACCCGGAAGGCCCCGCGGGGGGCCCAGAGACCCAGGCCCACCUCAGCGGCCCUGAGAGCCCCUCGCCUUGGGCCUCGGACUCCAGCUGCGAACCAGCUGCCGUCAGGACGCAGGGACCCAAGCAAACGUCCUCUCCCCUGUGCCCGGCCAGGCCCCCCGCUGCUCCAGCCACUGCGGCCAGAGUGACAGGCCGCAGCCCCCCAGCCCACGGCCGGCUGCCCGGGCCCGCCCCCUCCUCGCCCGCACCCCCCUCGCCUGGGCACAGAUUCUCCUUGUUGAGAGGACAGAGGCCGGCCCCCGAGGGCCCGGGGGAAGCUCCGCCCUGCAGAGUCCUGUGUCCCGGGUCCGAGCCCGAGCCCAGCGGAGACAAGCAGCAGGGGAAAGCUGGAACAACUCAGACACAGACAUCUGGCCCAGAUGCUGACUCAGGCCCACCACUCUGGGAAAAAGCUGGUUUGCCAGAAGCUUCUGCAGGCCCUCUGGGAAGAGCCCCUGCUCUGGACCUGCAACCACCAGGGCCCGAGCUUGGCAUUGCGGCUCUGAGCGCGGAGAUCCUGAGCUCACGGAUAGCAUGCCUGCCAGGUGGCCGGGACCGGCAGGGACGGCCCCUGCUGCUCAUCUCUGCCAUGGCCGGUGCCUGGGAUGCACCAUGGUGCACCGUGUCCGAGGUCGCCAAGCUGCUCUCCUACCUCUGCACUGUGCCCAGACUGCAAGACAAAACCACAGAGCUGGUGUUGGUGAUGGAUGCCAGGGAACAGCCUCCCCCAGCUGGCCUCGUCAGUGCCCUGCAGGCCACCCAGGCGGGGCUCCCGGCCUCCAUCCGGGCUGCGUCCUUGCUCUUCCUGGGGGAGAAAGAGGCCGCGCUGCCGCUGCAGAGGUUACCUGGCCUGCAGGUGGAGGUGCUGACGUCGCUGAAGGCCCUCAGCCGCCACGUGGACCCCAGCCAGCUGCCCCCAGCCCUGGAUGGCCCCUUCCCCUACUGCCACAGCGAGUGGGUGCGAUUUUUCCAGAAGCUGGACCCCUUCCUCGCCGACCUCCGCCAGGCCUCCUCCCUGCUGCAGGCUUCCAUCGAGGCCUUUGAGAAGGGCGACCCCCCUGGAGGGGUGCAGGAGGCCUCCUGGCGCCUCAGCCAGUCCAAGGAGCGCAUGGCGGCGGUGCUGAGGGACCCGGGCCUGCACGGCCUGCAGCGGGAAGGCGGGGCCACGCUGGCCAGGCUGCAGCAGGAGGCCGGCAGGCUGCCCCUCCACCCCGACGUCAGGAGCCAGAUGGCUGGAGCUGCCGCCCUGUAUGAGCUUGUGGAGGAGCAGCUGCACGUCCUGGUCACUGUGUCCAACCAGGUCCUGAGGCGGCUGGAGCUCCGUGUGCGCCUGGGCUGCCUGCAGGCCGCCGUCCAUCAGGUUAGCCACUGGAUGGAGCAGGAAGGAAGCCGGCGCCUGCAGGCGCUGAGCCCCGGGGACGGCAGCCUGGAGGCCGUGGAGCGAGCCCAGGCCGAGUUCGAGGACUUCUUCCUGCAGGCUGUGGCCCAGUACCGCCGAGGCCUGGAGCUGUCCAAGCAGGCGGCCCAGCUGGGCAUGGCGGCCCAGGGGCCCGGGGAGGCAGGCGUGGCAGAGUUCCCGGAGCUGGCGGCCUUGGCCGAGACGCAGAGCAGCUUCCAGGCCAAGCUGACCCACUUCUACAUGGCGGCCGAGCGGCGUCGCACGGACCUGGACACGCUGCUGAGUCUGCACCGUUUCUGCAAGAAGAUGGCCUGGUUCCACACAGACUGUCAGGACCUGACGACGCAGCUCGGGCUGGGCAGGGACCAGAGGGCCAGCCCCGGGGACCAGCGACGCCUCCACCGCUACCUGCAGCGCCUGGCGUCCGAGUUCCCCGCGGAGAAGCUGGCUGCCGUGGGACUGCAGGCGGCCUCGCUGAGCUGGGCCCACCUGGGCCAGGAGCUGUGGGCAGAGGCCCAGCGCACACACGCGGCCAUCCGAACCCUCCUGGAGAAGGCUUCGGCCCACUGCCCCAGCCCCGCGGGGCCCCCCGCCCCCUCGGCUCGCCCUGAACUCAGAGGGCCGGUGGCCAGGACCCCGGGCCGGUGGGGCUUACCCCUCCAGGACAAGCUGGGCGUGCAGCGUUCCCCCAAAGCCUGUUGGCCUCCUCGGGGUCCCAGUGCGGGGCAGAGCAGAAAUUUCCGGGCAGGCACUCCCCCCUGGGAAGCUGGCCAGUGGGCAGAGGCUGACGAGGCCCCUGAGCAUGUCCUGGCCACCCUCCUCUCCUGGCUGCGGCCCCUCAGGCGGGGGCAUGGCCCUCACCCCACCAGGGGCAGCUCCUUCUCCUCAGGCACAGACUCCCAGACGUCUCUGGAGGACUCACCCCAGACCAGUCCCCCCGCGUCCCUCUAAGGGGGACCCAAAUCUUGGCACCAGCCCCAGGAGCCGGAUGGGCUGUAACAGCCUGGCUGGACAGGAACGGGCCCGGGCCACCCCAGCAGGACCACGUACUCCCCCGACCCCAACUGCUCCUAUGGCUGCUCAGGGGGAGAAAUCUGGGCCCACCCUGGCCCCAGGAAACUGCGCCGGGGUGACGUGACUCAGAGCUGGGGAGAGUAAUGGCGGUGGCAGGCUCUAGGAGCCGGGCCCUGCAGGGUCUCCGGGCAGGGGUUGCUGAUGGCCGUGCCCAGCCCUCCAGGACUCUCUUACCUCUUUCAGAACCCCAGGUGGGCAGAUUCUGGGGUCCCAGGGUCCGAGUCAGGAGUGAGGUAUGUUUAUGGAUAUAAUCCCAGGAACUGCGGCGGGAAAGUCUGGGAAGGGAUGAAGGGGUGUCAUCUAGUGGGUUCAUCUGCACCACCAAGGGGGUCCUUAGGGCAGGCAAGGGGUCUGGGGGGCUUGUGUGUUCCACUCUCCUGCCCUGUAUUUCUCCUAUAGCCACAGGCCAGCGGUUUCAUAUUGAGACCCGCAGGGGCUUGUCCUUGCAUACCAGAGGACACUCCCCACCCCCAUUUUUCAGCCUCCACGCCCCACCCUUCCUGAGGAACAGGCUUCAGUGGUGACCAGUGGCACAGGGUCCCACUGGAAAUCCUGGGGGUACAGGGAAGGGGUGGGGCUACUGUCUGCCCCCUAGUGAGACUGGGAGGAUGGGGAGGCCACUGCAGGACCAAGAGACAUCACAGUGAAGAGGCUACUUGGCCUCAGUGGCCCCAGAGGUGCCCAAUACCCUAGUACAUGAGAGGGGGCUGCCCUGUCCGCCUCCACUGGGGAACCGGGGGCUUCCUGGGGCAUACUAGCCCAGAUAAGUCAAGUCAGUCCUGCAGCCAGUAACCAAAGAUACAGCAUUUCUCAGCUCAGAGAGAUGGAGGAUACUGUUGAAAGACACUUGGGGCACAGGUCCCAGCUGUACCCCCUCCCUGCCCCCCAAGCCAGCUCUUCUGUGUUCCGCUCUCCUGCCUUCCGUGCAGACAGGCCUGAGGCUGCAGGAGACGUUUGAUCAGCCCAUCUCCAUCCGUGCCUGUCACCUCCGAGGGGGGCCAAAGGCUUGCCAAGUGCUGUUGCCAUAGCAACAGCAUCCAGCUGGGGGGACCACAGGCAGGGAGCCAGGGUACCCGGGGUGCUAGGAUGGAAACUGACUUCUGAGAGACUCUAGCUGC